UCUCUGUUCCUUUCCCUUCCUUGGGGGAAAUGUGGGCUGCUGGCACAUUGAAAGUUCGCGAUUGCUUGGCUGGUACUUCCGUCACUCUGAGACGGUGCUUGAAAUUGGGAGCGACUAUGGCAAAGAGCAAAUUCGAGUACGUGCGGGACUUCGAGGCUGACGACACAUGCCUGCCCCACUGCUGGGUGGUGGUACGGCUGGACGGCAGGAAUUUCCAUCGGUUUGCUGAGAAACACAGCUUUAUAAAACCUAAUGACAGCCGUGCUCUUCAUCUAAUGACCAAAUGUGCCCAAACUGUAAUGAACGAACUGGAGGAUAUUGUGAUUGCAUAUGGACAGAGUGAUGAGUACAGCUUUGUGUUCAAGCGAAAAAGCAAUUGGUUUAAAAGAAGAGCCAGUAAGUUUAUGACUCACGUGGUUUCCCAGUUUGCCUCCAGCUAUGUGUUUUAUUGGCGGGAUUAUUUUGAGGACCAGCCACUUCUGUAUCCCCCAGGCUUUGAUGGAAGAGUCGUGGUGUAUCCUAGCAACCAGACUCUAAAGGACUAUCUCAGCUGGCGGCAAGCAGAUUGUCACAUCAAUAAUCUUUAUAAUACAGUGUUCUGGGCACUUGUGCAGCAGUCUGGCUUAACACCAUUACAAGCCCAAGAGAGAUUACAGGGAACUCUUGCAGCAGACAAGAAUGAGAUUUUAUUUUCUGAAUUCAACAUCAACUACAAUAAUGAGCCACUGAUGUAUAGGAAGGGGACUGUGUUGAUAUGGCAGAAGGUGGAGGAAAUCACAACAAAAGAAGUUAAGCUGCCAGCAGAAAUGGAAGGAAAAAAGAUGGCGGUGACCCGGACCAGGAAUGUGGUGGUGCCCUUACACUGCAAUAUCAUUGGGGAUGCUUUCUGGAAGGAACAUCCAGAGAUCCUAGAUGAAGACAGCUGACCCUUUGCUUUUCAGUCCUGGCGUGCUUAACCAUCUCGGCCCCCAAGUCUCCUGACUUUUGGUGGCCUUAGCAUCUGUGCCAUGCAGGUGUCCCGGGAGUGACAUGACUCUGGUUGGGAGGGGAGCGGAGAGAAAAGGGUUGGAUGUGGGUGGUAUAUCUUAUUCUGCUUUAAGUGGAACACCUUUUUUGCAGUGUUGAAACAUGGUUCCUUUGGUAGAAGUGCAUUUUUUUUAAAAAAUUGCGGUACUAUUUUUAUAAAGCGAGAACUAUGUUAUGCCUUGUAGGUGAAUCAUUUUUAGAUUGUGGCAUGGGUCUUACAAAACCCUGUCAAGCUUUUUUCACCUCUUCUAGAAGAUGAGCCCAAACUUCACUGUCGCCGGCUUGUGCUUUACCACAGAAUCCAGUGACCUCGGUAAUCUCACCUUUCCCACCCACCUAAUUGCAUUCAUCUUUGGCAGACCUGGAGCUAGUAUAGAUUGAUGCCUUCCCAGUGCCUCUGAAUGCAGGAACACCAGGGCAAACUCAGGGCUUUGUGCCAUUAUCCAAGUUGGCAACCUGGGCUGAACUAACGAGUUGUAGCUUCGGUAUCCUUGCAUAAAUAUUGCGUGGACUGAUUUUGUGGAGUUGUCAGCAUGAUCCUCAUCAUCUCACCAGGGGCAGUGAUCACAAGGCUGCUUACUCUGUCUCAGGAGAAAGAGAGUUACAUAUCUUUAUGGGAGAAGAAAAACGUGAGAAUGAAUGAGCCAGGAGGAGGAUACUCUCUGUCGUCUUAGCACUUCAGUUUUGAAAGUCACCUUCUUGUUGGACUUCCUGAAAAAGAUUCUCAGGUAGCCUCUGUAUAAUGAAACAAUGACAUUUGACUUGGAGAGCAGAGGGACCAACACUCAUCUUUGGGUCACAGGCAGUAGAGGAGCCCUAAUGGUUCUACCUGCUGAUGGGGAGUUGGGUGAGGAGCCACAGGAACUGCAUGUUGCUCGUGGCCUCCGAAGUGAGGAGGCAGUGGGGAUAGGCGGUAGAGAACUCACAUUUCCUUUUAUAUUCAUUCCAUAUUUUAGAGGAAAAAGAUGAAUUUGGCUCUGUAAAGAAUUAAUUAAAAGCCCACAUCACAGUGCCUGGUCUCACACUGUAGAAUUUACAGCCAAGAAAAUGUAUUUUUGAAAGAGCGAUGGCUGGUCUCAUCUCACUAAUUGACACCCCAUCUGUUGAUGCCUUUUUUCCCCUCCCUGUUCUCACUCCACAGGAAUUGGAGACAUGGCUUACAGUUGGUAAUUGAUAAAAUUUCUUUGAGAAGAAAAAAAAAUAAAGGUUUCAACUUCCUUG
Molecule: messenger RNA, 2247 nt
Organism: Cervus elaphus (red deer)
Lineage: Eukaryota; Metazoa; Chordata; Mammalia; Artiodactyla; Cervidae
Gene: THG1L
Product: tRNA-histidine guanylyltransferase 1 like
Exons: 6
Coding region: 30-926 (298 amino acids)
Biological process (GO): tRNA modification
Molecular function (GO): tRNA guanylyltransferase activity; magnesium ion binding
Source: RefSeq, a predicted model, not a curated record